GCAGUAUACAAUACGAGAGACACCACACCUGCCAUGAGCGCACGCCGAUAGCAAACAAAAGCUGCAGUCAAAACCUGCAUAUCAGCACCAUUGGCCAAACACUCUCUACUCCCUUCUGCGCGAAGCUGGUCUCCAAGCCCUAUUUCUCUCCAUGGCAGACACCCUCACCACAAGCCCCUCCCGCGCCGCCAUCGACACGGCCCGCCUACAUCUCAGCUUCCUCACUGCGGACGACGCGCCGCAGAUCCACGCGCUCUACAGCGAUGACAAGCCGGCCGCACCAGUGUUCAGCACGCUGUCGACGACCGCAUCGACAAUAACGCGCAUGACCACGUCGCCGCGCAGCUUCGUCUUCACCAUCCGCCUGCUCUCUUGCCCGUCGGAGAUUGUUGGGCUUGUUGGUCUGCACAGCGGUGAGUCGAGCGAGCUCACAUAUCGCCUUGCGCCCGCGCUGCGGGGUAAGGGGCUGAUGACGGAGGCUCUGCAAGCCGUGAUGAGCGAGCUGUUUGUGCGGCAGCCGGAGCGGACGGCGUUGCGGGCGGAUGUGGUGGAGCAGAAUGUUGGGAGUGUGCGGGUGAUGGAGAAGUGUGGGUUCAAGAGGGCCAAGUACCGUGUGGAGGGGGAUAUUCGCAGAGAGCUGACGGAGGGCGAGGAGAGUGAUUUGAAGGCGGCUGCAGCGGCGUUGAUGAGGGAUCUGGGGCCGCCAAGGAAUGUCAGGGAUGAGGUGGAUGGCGAAUUAUUCGUAGAGGAGAGAAGAGGAGUCAAGUGGACCCAUUGGUUGUACAGGCGACCGGCUGAGGAGGGAGAAGGAGGAGGGACAUAAAGGGUCUGUGGUUCGAACAGUGGUCUUUUAACAAAUGGAAGAAAGCUAGUAGAAAGUCCACCAAGGAGAAGAAUCCUAUAUUGCACCAAAAGCUUCUUUCUUGUUGUGGAUAUAUCAACCAAAGCCACUUCAGAUAGAAAUGAAGCCUCAGAGCCUGCUCAAGGCUGGUCAUAAUCAAGAAGACCAA
Molecule: messenger RNA, 1010 nt
Organism: Pseudovirgaria hyperparasitica
Lineage: Eukaryota; Fungi; Ascomycota; Dothideomycetes; Acrospermales; Acrospermaceae
Product: acyl-CoA N-acyltransferase
Exons: 1
Coding region: 152-823 (223 amino acids)
Cellular component (GO): cytoplasm
Molecular function (GO): protein-N-terminal-alanine acetyltransferase activity
Source: RefSeq, a predicted model, not a curated record